GAGCACUACACAAAACCCUACACAGUACGUCAACACUAGCCAAUUAUAAUUAAACGUACGUGUUCAUUUCUUAAAGAAUUUGCAUUUCUUUGUGUCACUUCCUCCUCUAAACCUUAUAUGCGCUAAAACUCCAUUAAUUUGCACGAGCUGUAGCAUUCGUUGAUAUACCUUCUAAUGGAGGCGGCAUCGCCGUCCGGUGGAAACAAUGAUCAGAAAUCGCUGGAGGUCAGCGGUAGCGGUGGCAAAGGGUUCAUGCUGUUUGGUGUAAGAGUCAUGGAAGGAUCGUUUAGGAAGAGUGCUAGUAUGAAUAACCUGGCUCAGUAUGAACAACCCCAUGAGUCCAACAAUGAUGUGGCCGCUGGCUAUGCUUCUGACGAUAUUGUCCACCCUUCUGGCCGGAGUCAUGAUCGGAAAAGAGGAGUGCCAUGGACUGAGGAGGAACACAGGUUAUUUCUAAUGGGGUUGCAGAAAGUAGGGAAAGGAGAUUGGAGAGGGAUUUCAAGAAACUUUGUGAAGACACGUACACCCACACAGGUUGCAAGCCAUGCUCAAAAGUACUUUCUCCGUCGGAAUAACCAUAACCGCCGGCGCCGGAGAUCUAGUCUCUUUGAUAUUACCACUGAUACGGUUUUGGGUUCGAAAAUUGAAGACCAAAGGCGUCAAGAAAAUUCAUACCGCCCAACAACAGUAGCACAACAAAAUCUAAGCAAAAAUAAUGAAAAAUUCCCCCUGUCGGCUUUUCUUGCACCAAUGACAAGAGAAAAUUCAAUGGAGAAUCUCACUCUAGGAAUGAAACAUUCAACCAAUCCCAUCCGUCCAAUUCCAAAUCUUCCACCUCCCCCAUCUUCAAAAAUGGCCAAUUUAGAUCUAAACAAGACCACCACGAUCCCUACACCUGAGCCUCUCCCUUUAACGCUUAAGCUAUCCAUAUCACCACCUCCGCCGCCGCCGCCAGCCGACCAUUAUCCAUCUCCGACGAGACACGUGUCGGGUUUCCAGACAAUACAAGCUAGCUUUAGUAGCAGUAGUGGAGAUAGCAUGGUCAGUGUUUCUUGAUGGAAUAAUGUCAUUGAUAUCUGUGUUGUAAAGUUGGGGUAAGAAAAGGCUAAAGUUGGAUGAUUAAUUAGUUAGGUUUGGAUAUAAUUUAAUAUUUAGAUUAUUGUUGAUUAGGUGGGUACGUGAUGAUGAUAUCUUAUUGUAAAGGAUAGAAAAGAUUGUGAAAUUUGGUGUCAUUUUCAAGAGUUGGAAUUCCUGUUUGUUUAUA
Messenger RNA from Olea europaea var. sylvestris, 1264 nucleotides. RefSeq names its product transcription factor MYB1R1-like. Gene Ontology annotation, biological process: response to ethylene; response to gibberellin; response to auxin. Gene Ontology annotation, molecular function: DNA binding. Bases 175 to 1056 code for a protein of 293 amino acids. NCBI's taxonomy places the organism in Eukaryota, Viridiplantae, Streptophyta, Magnoliopsida, Lamiales, Oleaceae. The transcript has 3 exons. The record is from RefSeq and is a predicted model, not a curated record.